Owenia fusiformis is the source of this 2759-nucleotide messenger RNA. The record is from the annotation of a GenBank genome assembly. NCBI's taxonomy places the organism in Eukaryota, Metazoa, Annelida, Polychaeta, Sabellida, Oweniidae.
AUGGUGCCUUUAAAUAAGCAGUGCAUCAACUGUACGACUAAAUACAAAGCCAAUAAAAGCUCGUACACUGAAAUGGCGUCGUUAAAUGAUGGAUUUUCGGAAGAUGACUUUCGUAAGGCCGAUACUGGGCGAUGCGGUUGUGUAACGAAGGAAGACUUCAAGAAAACAGUUGGAAAACACAUCACAUUUAAUAGAAAGUGUUUACAAUUGUCAAUUCUGAAGAGAUUGCCCUUUCUAAGUAUCAUGCGAGACUACUCUUUGAAAAGAGACCUACUGAAAGACAUAUUGGCAGGGCUUACGAAUGGAAUAAUGCAUGUUCCCCAAGGAAUGGCGUUUGCGACAUUAGCUGCGCUGCCUCCUGUGACUGGCCUCUACGUGUCCUUCUUCGUUCCACUUGUUUAUUUCUUUUUUGGAACGUCACGGCACAUAUCUAUAGGAACCUCGGCGGUUGUAUCAUUACUGGUCGGAAACGUUGUCAGCCGAUAUGGGUCCCCUGUGCCUCCAGCCAACCAAACUGUUGUUAACAUUACAACCCCUCCCACGGGGGGAUUUACUGAUGUGGAAACAUUUCAAAUCUCAGUAGCAGUCGGAUUAGCCCUCCUAACGGGGUUAAUUCAGGUGGGCAUGUGGUUAUUUCACCUUGGCUUUAUCACUGCGUACUUAUCCGACGCCGUUCUCAGUGGAUUCACCACCGCUGCGGGGUUCCAUGUUCUAACGAGUCAAGUUAGUACUGUCUUCGGCCUAACUAUUGGGAGAUACUCAGGCGCAUGGAAACUCAUCUAUACCUACAGAGACAUUGUAUUGAACAUUGUCAAGACUAAUGUUGCUACUCUCAUCACUAGUAUCAUUUGCAUCGUUGUACUCCUCAUCGUGAAAGACUUUAUCAAUGGCAAUCCACGCAUAAAGGCUAAGAUGAAAAUACCUAUUCCUAUAGAAUUAUUUGUAGUCAUCAUUGGUACCAUCGUUUCCUUCUUUACCAAACUAAAUUUUCACUAUGGCGUGGCAAUAGUCGGAGUCAUUCCUCAAGGUCUACCGACCCCAUCUGUGCCAAACUUGGGACAGGCUGGAGAGUAUGUUCCUGAUGCACUCGUUAUUGCCAUAGUUGGGUAUGCUGUGCACAUUGCCAUGGCAAAAUUAUUUGCAAAGAAACAUGGCUAUGAAGUAGAUCCAAAUCAGGAGCUGCUAGCAAAUGGAUUGGCAAAUACGUCAUGUAGUUUCUUUCUUUGUUUUCCCUGCACAACUUCGAUGUCCAGAUCUAUUGUUUUGGAGUCAGCCGGUGGAGCGACGCAGUUGUGUGCUGUUGUGUCAUCCGGAUUGCUCCUGAUUGUAUUAUAUGUUCUAGGGGAAUACUUGUAUCAUCUACCAAAGUGCAUUUUAGCUUCCAUAGUGAUCGUAGCGAUCAAGAAUAUGUUCAAACAAUUUACUGAGCUGAAACGACUGUGGUAUUUCUCAAAAAUUGACGCCGUUGUUUGGUUCGUGUCAUGGCUAGCUACCAUGCUACUUGAUACAGAUCUUGGACUUCUUGUGGGUGCAAUUUUUUGCCUCGUCACGUUUUUGUUUAGAGUACAAUGGCCAAACACCUAUUUGAUGGGAAAAAUAGAUGGCACUAAUAUUUACAGAGAUAUAAAAGAUUGUGAAAAGGCAUCUGGCAGAACCGACAUACACAUAUUUAGACUGAAUGGAUCGCUAAGUUUCAUAAACCGAGAGCAAUUCCAGCGACACCUAUACUCUGACACAGGAUUCAACCCUGCCCUGGUGAAAAUACAACAGAAAUUGAAAGCAAAAAACAAGGAUUUACAAUUAAAAAAGUAUGGAACACCUGAUGUUGUUGAAAAUGGCCAUGCAAAUGAAGGCUUCCAUGCAAAUGAGAUCAAUGCAGAAGAAACAAAAACUAAUCCGAUUGAAGUAAUAAGGCAUGAACAAUACACAAGUCAUGAUGAUGAUUAUAAGCAUUCUUUGACCCACAUUGUACUGGAUUGUUCUACAAUGGCGUUUAUAGACUCCGCUGGUAUCACUGUUCUUAAUUUGGUAAUAGAGGAGUACAAAGAAACGGGAGUAGGUGUUAUAUUGGCUGGAUGUACAGGCUCUGUAAGGAAAAUGUUAGUCCAACAAGGAUUCUUCGAGAAACACGGCACAACUAUCCUGUAUGCAACUGCUGAGCAUGCCGUGAAAGACAUUGUAGAAUCACGAAAUGACAUUGGAAUAAUAUCAGACAUCUUAGAGACAAACAAUACUCAGUUAUGAACCAUUGUAAUCACCAGAUGGAAGAACGUAUACAAUACUUUAGGAUUGAUCUGCUGGAAAUUACGAUUGCCUAAACAACAAUGCAAUAUCGUCUGGUCGAACUGAUUGCAAAAAGAAGGACUUUUAAAUAUUUGUUCGUGUAGAAAAUAUUUGAAAGCACUUGAACGCAUGUUUGGUCGAAAUGCGAAAGUGAAGGACUUUAAAUAUGAUUUAUUUCUUAAUGUGUUUUAAUAGUACAUUUGCUAUAGUUUUAUACUCAUAUUUUAGACAUGCAUUAAAAAUCUGAAUCAGCAUGACUACACCAUUCAUUUCAUUCGGUUUUGGCUAAUAUGAUAUGAUGGCCAGAUAUUCAGAAAUACUUCAUACAGAAAAAAACUGAGACUUUUAGUAUUUAAUAAGAAAACACGUUUUAUAUUUUAUGUCAAAUACAUGUAUUAAAGCAUUGAAAAUGUUAAUAAAUGUAGAUUUUAUAAAUUACUCACUAAGAGAUUUUAAUAAAUAAAGGUAAACUACUG